AUGACCAAAAUCGACGCCCUCCGUCGAGUAUUCCUCCCUUGUUUCACCCCUACCGCCACCAUCUCCGACCACCGUACCACCAACCCCACCACCAAGAAACGCCUCAGCACCUCCCUCCGCGAUGACAUCAUCAACCCAUCAACACAAACACAUGAAAAACACACACUUUCAGAUCACCAACAAGAUCACGACGACGACUCAGAUUCAUCAUCCCCCUUCGUUCUCUCCUCCUACAACCCAAUCGCACCACCACGAUCCUCCAAAACAAUGGUCAUCGGAACCAUCUUCGGCCACCGCCGCGGCCACGUCUGGUUCGCCGUCCAACAUGACCGUCUCAAAACCAGACCUUACCUCCUCCUCGAACUAUCCAUCCCAACCCAAUCACUCGUCCAAGAAAUGCGGUUCGGACUCGUCCGGUUAGCCCUCGAAUGCCACAGCUCGCCGGAAUCUGAUCUUGGAUCAAUCCCACUUCGUUCAAUCCCCCUCUGGACUAUGUUCUCUAACGGCCGGAAAGUUGGGUUUGCCGUCCGGAAAAAGGCCACCGAACCCAUCCGUCUGAUGCUGAAAUCGAUACAGUCGACGACGGUGGGUGCCGGCGUUAUUCCAUCUUUCGGGUUUGACUCCGAUGCCGACAAGUGUGGCGAACUGAUAUACAUGAGGGCUAGCUAUGAAUGCAUUGUGGGUGGACCAGACUCGGAAUCUUUUCACCUGAUCAACCCAGAUGGGUGUUUGGGUCAAGAACUCAGCAUCUUCUUGAUGAGGUCUCGGUGA
Molecule: messenger RNA, 771 nt
Organism: Cynara cardunculus var. scolymus (artichoke)
Lineage: Eukaryota; Viridiplantae; Streptophyta; Magnoliopsida; Asterales; Asteraceae
Product: protein MIZU-KUSSEI 1-like
Exons: 1
Coding region: 1-771 (256 amino acids)
Biological process (GO): hydrotropism
Source: RefSeq, a predicted model, not a curated record